AUGCGUGUAGGAACUCUCGAUGCUAUCUACGAACGGCUGUCAUGGGAAUUCCUACGAAUGACUGCUCCAUUUCAUAGAAAGCCCUCACACUUGCCCAGGAAGCGAAAACCAGAAUUCCCAAACGCCGGCGCCAAACACCUUGAAAGGAACAGUGCACAGAAAUCCGCAACAACUAAAAGGCCUCUCCACGCUGCUAAGACUGGCGGCAAAGCAAAGGGAGUCCACAAAGUUACUAGGAAGAAGAGCCCCCUCCACGGAGGCGUUAAGAAACUGAUCAAGGUUAAUGCAGCGAAGAAGGCUGCUGCUACAAAGGCUACACACACCGGAGGCCAUUCUGCAUCGUCGAAGAAGGUCCACCACGCUGGUAUACACGCUGUGUCAAGAAAGACUGUUCCUCAUAAGCCCGCACGCGUAGGCACCCAUUCCACAUUGAAGAAAACAACUGGUAAAGCAUCACACGCCAGCGCUCACGCAGCAUCCAAGAAGCCAAUUGGUAAAGUCUUGCACAGCGGGCACAAACGGGUCCAAGGCAAGUCAGUUCACCAUGCUGCGGCUGCCAAACCAAAAACUGUUCACCACACUGUGGCCGCCAAACGGAAGGUUGUUCAUCAUGCUGAGGCUGCCAAACGGAAGACUGUCCACCACGCUGCCGGCGCCAACCCAAAGACUGUUCACCAUGCUUCCAGCGCCAAACCAAAGACCGUUCAACACCCUGAAAAUGCUAAAUCAAAGACAGUUCACCACUCUGCCGCCACCAAACCGAAGUUAAGUCAACGCCCUGCCGCUGCAAAACAAAAUCCCGUUCAGCACAAGGCGGUAGCCCCGUCCAAACCCGCAAAACGUGUCGCAGGAAAAAGGCACUAG
Psilocybe cubensis is the source of this 864-nucleotide messenger RNA. RefSeq lists its product as uncharacterized. The coding region runs from base 1 to 864 and encodes 287 amino acids. Lineage: Eukaryota; Fungi; Basidiomycota; Agaricomycetes; Agaricales; Agrocybaceae. The transcript is spliced from 2 exons. The record is from RefSeq and is a predicted model, not a curated record.